AUGAAGAUCUUCGCUCUGUGUGCCUUCCUGCUGCUCGCUUUGGCUGCCGUCCAGGCUAACAGUACUCCUGAGGAAAAGUCCAUCUCACCCAAGAACCUUAAGAAAACCGCAGGAUAAAUACAAUUGGACUAAGGAAGCUUAAGCGGAGCGGACUAGCAAUUUAUAAACUGAAAGAUCCAGAAAUGAUUAAUCUUCAAAACAUUUAAAUAAAAAAGCAUAUUU
Messenger RNA from Drosophila takahashii, 222 nucleotides. RefSeq lists its product as uncharacterized. NCBI's taxonomy places the organism in Eukaryota, Metazoa, Arthropoda, Insecta, Diptera, Drosophilidae. The record is from RefSeq and is a predicted model, not a curated record.